Messenger RNA from Apis florea (little honeybee), 1985 nucleotides. RefSeq names its product DnaJ heat shock protein family (Hsp40) member B6 mrj. The record is from RefSeq and is a predicted model, not a curated record. NCBI's taxonomy places the organism in Eukaryota, Metazoa, Arthropoda, Insecta, Hymenoptera, Apidae. Gene Ontology annotation, molecular function: Hsp70 protein binding.
AAAAGCAAGCACGUAACGACUCUAGAAAAAUCGAAACGGACGGCCAUAUUGAAUAUCGACCUUUGUUUGCACCAACUUCAAGCGGUAGUCGCAUUUCUCUACUUUUUUGCGAGAUUGUCGCUUCUCGUCCACUGUGUGUCUGAUUCUCAAUCUAAAAGAAAACAAUAAUUCGUUUUUUCGUGGAAAAUUCGUUGCCGAGCGUGAACGGCGAAGAAGAAGCAGGAGCCACUUCUAGGUGGUUACCUAAGCCCUAACAUCCGAGCGUGAAUAUUGUGUGAACGAUGGUUGACUAUUACAAAGUGCUAGAAGUGCAGCGAACCGCCACGAGCGGAGAUAUCAAAAAGGCAUAUAGAAAAUUGGCGCUGAGAUGGCAUCCGGAUAAAAAUCCUGAAAAUUUGGAGGAAGCAAACAAGAGAUUUAAAGAAAUAUCUGAGGCAUAUGAAGUGCUAAGUGAUGAAAAGAAAAGGAGGGUUUAUGAUCAAUAUGGAAAGGAAGGACUUCAAAUGCCUGGUGGCAAGAGGCGACAUAAGGAAGACUUUGAUCCACACUUUGCUGGCACUUUCAUGUUCAGAGAUCCUGAAGAAGUAUUUAGAGAAUUUUUCGGCGGGUCAUCUUUUGAAGAUUUAUUUUCUGACCUUGCUGGAGUUGGUGUGCGUCUUGGAUCACAAAGGCAUAGUCAUCCCAGCAGUAACAGCAUAAGCACGUCCUUCUUUGGCCCAUUAGGAGUUUCUCAUUUCGGUUUUUCACCACUCAACGAAUUUUUUGAAGGUACAUCAGGAAACUUUACUUCAUUCAAUGCGUUCACAAGUUUCGGUGGAACCAGUGGUGGUGGUGCCGUAAAACGGACAAGUACUUCAACUCGCUUCAUCAAUGGCAAAAAGAUUACUACCAAAAAAGUUUAUGAAAAUGGAAAGGAAACAAUAAUGUCAUACGAGAAUGAUGUGCUGAAGUCAAAGACGGUGAACGGCGUGCCACAAUCAAUAACGUACAGUUAAAUCAGUUCUCUUCUCAAGAACGCUCGCUCGAUCUCCGCUCGGCAAUUGAGAAAUUCCUGUCGUCGCGUCACGUUUGCGAGUAAUAUUUCUGCGCUCUACUAAGAUGUUGUGUUCCUGCUACCUAACUACCUGAACGAUAAUGAACAUAAAAAUAGAAAGAAAAAAGAGCAUAAUUGAUUUUUUCGACAAGUGACCGCGGCUAUUUAACAAUAUAAAAUGUUCUUCUUAUUUAGAUCAUCUAUUCAUCAACUGACUUCUUCAUUUUUCGUUGAAAUACUUUGUUAAAGUGCUAUUUAAAUGAUGUAGUAGUGCCGCUGGUCGACGCACUUUUCCACAUAUUGUACAACAAGAGAACAACAAAAUAUAUGUACAAAUAUAUGUACAAAUAUUUAUCAUUUAAAAAAAAAAAAAACAAGAGCAACGAGAUUUUCAGAAACAACGAUUACUCGACGGAAUUCGAUGACAGUGAUUGGAUCUCUAAGCUCGAGCGAUCGAGCCCGUUUAAAACAUAAUGAAAGCAGAAAAAUUGCUUAAUUUGGAUAAACUAACAUUUUAAGCAAAACAGCCGCAACGAAAUGCUACUUGAGCUUUUGUUCCCGUCACCUUCUCUGUUUUACCAGGUUUGACGAGUCAUCGACAAGUCGCCAGCUGACCGACAGUGCCAGCGAUAUCUCGAUGGCUGGCCAGAACUCGAGAACAGUCCAUGGUGACCAUCAGAAGGCUAGCAGAAUAAAGACGCACCAUCAUCCAGUUCUCACUAAGAAGCACGAUAAGAGUAAGAGAAAAUAGAGGCAACACUCUUACAACCUUCUCUCAUUCGUUUCCUUAUUUUUUUAAUUUUGGUCUCUUUGUUUUUUUUUUUCGAAUCAAACACAUAUACAUAUAUUACAUACGUACGUGUAUCAUUUACGAAACUGAUGUUGUAAAUUAUGUCUUUUUCCGCAACAUCGUUUUUGCUAUUGUUUCAAUAAUCGGAAUUAAAAAAAAAAA